AAUUCCCCAGAGGAGGACAGCCGCCCGAAAAACCCAAGCAAAAGAAGCCCCUUUCCUCCUCCUCCUUCGCCGCCGCCGCUUGUGCCGCCAUGGCCGACGAGCUGGACGAGCUCAUCGAUUUCCUCUCCAACAGCUCCCCUCAGGUGCGCGGCGCCGCGGCGGACAUCGUGCGGGGGCUCACCGGGGACAGCGACGGGCUGCGCUCCCUCGCGGCGCGCGCCGACCGCGCGCUGCCGGCGCUGCUCCGGCUGCUCGCGUCCGUGGGGGGCGGUGGCGCGGGCGAGGCGGCGGCCGACUCGCUCGUCAACCUCAGCCAGGACGGCGACCUCGCCGCGCGCCUCGUGGUGCUCGGCGCCGUCGCGGCCGCCAUGGACGUGAUGGUCAAGCGCGGCGGCGAGCAGCCCAAGCUCGCUCGCAGCCUUGUCAUGCUGCUCGUCAACCUCACCCAGGUCGAGUCCGGCAUCUCGGCCCUCCUCCAGGUUGGUGAUGAAAAGGUGCAAGGGUUGUAUGUUGCAAAGCUUGUGCGCUCAUUCUGCAGGUCAUCUUGUGACUCUGAAGAUGAAGAUAUAUUUGAACACAUCGCCUCUAUACUUGUGAAUAUCUCAAAGGUUGAAGCUGGACGGAGAAUACUGAUGGAACCUAAGAGAGGUCUUCUAAAGCAGAUUAUAGGACAAUUCGAUUCAACAAACCAACUUAGAAAGAAAGGGGUUGCUGGCACCAUCCGUAACUGUUGCUUUGAAGCUGAUACCCAGAUACAAAAUUUGCUUUCUAUAGCAGAAUAUCUUUGGCCAGCUCUACUUUUGCCUGUAGCUGGAAAGAAGAUCUAUAGCGAAGAAGAUAGAUCGAAAAUGCCUCCCGAGCUUGCAAAUGCACUUUCUCAUGAACGAGAAGCUGUUGAUGAUUCUGAAAUUCGUGAACGGGCACUGGAGGCUAUCUAUAUGAUCGUGAUGCAGGAUGAUGGACGAAAGGCCUUUUGGUCAGUCAAUGGGCCACGGAUACUGCAGGUUGGUUAUGAAGACGAAGAGGACCUGAAAGUGAUGGGAGCAUAUGAGUUGAUUGGUUCUUUGGUAUUACCACUGAACUUUGGAAUGUCUAUAUUUGCUGUACUGCACUUAAAUAAUGAAUGCUUUGCUUUUAGAAUAACAUAUUUUGUUUGCGCGCACCUUCAGUCUUCCUGAUGUUCAAUUCAGCAUGUAGAAUAACUUUUGGCCAUUAUAAAUUAUGAAAUCGAUUUCAGCAUUCCUUCACAUGAUUCUGUUCAAGGGCACUCCUACCAUUUCUUGGGGAAAUACAUUUCUUUUUUGUUCAAGUUCUUUAUUUUUAAAAGUGAUAUUUGUGAGUUUUACCCAGUCUUACAGAUUACUGGAGUUUUCAUACCAAGUUCUUUAUUUGUGAAAGUGAUAUAUUUAGAAGUUCUGUUCAAGAUCUUAUUUAUUUUUGUUAAACUCCAGUAAUCUGUCGGCAUUCUUUAUCUCCGCCAUAGUACUUUAUGUAGUUCAAAUUAGUUAUUUGAAAUCCAUUCCAGGUAUCAAAAUUUCAUGGUUCACUAUCUGAAUUACCCCUUCUAUAUGGUUUGCCACCGCAAGUUGAACAUUGAAGAUCUGGUGUUGUUUUGUUCUUGAGCUAACUUAUA
Molecule: messenger RNA, 1633 nt
Organism: Triticum dicoccoides
Lineage: Eukaryota; Viridiplantae; Streptophyta; Magnoliopsida; Poales; Poaceae
Product: protein HGH1 homolog
Exons: 7
Coding region: 90-1178 (362 amino acids)
Source: RefSeq, a predicted model, not a curated record